AUGGCCUCGGGUUUUAUCUCUGUCCUCAACAUCUUCUUCCGAGAAAUCAAGCCUCGCGGCGCAUGGCAUAUCCCCAAGAAGGGCCCUGUCCUGUUCAUUUGUGCCCCUCAUGCGAACCAGUUCCUUGACCCCCUCCUCCUCUUUACGGAAGCCUGGAAGGCGGGCCGCCGCACGUCCAUCCUGACCGCGGCAAAGUCUAUGGAACGCAAGUUCAUCGGCUUCAUCGCCCGUCUGUUCAACUCCAUCCCAGUCUCUCGUGCGGCCGAUUAUGCGAAGCCGGGUAUCGGCCAGGUCACCCUCGACAAGACCGACCCUCUGCUCGUCCACGGCAUCGGUACCAAGUUUACGGAGCAGUUUGAGCCUCGCGGCACCAUCUCGCUGCCCAAGUCGGUCCGCUUCGCGUCUGCCCCAAUUGCCGAGGUCGUUUCCGACACUGAGCUCCGCCUGAAGUCCGAGUUCACGAUCCCGUCCAAGGACGGCAACACUAACAUCAAGGCCACGAACAGCGUCCGCUCCGAUCUUCCUGCCGACUCUGAGGGCUGGCAGUUCCGCGUGUUCCCCCACGUCGACCAGGACCAGACGUACGGCGCUGUUUUCGAUGCGCUCAACAAGGGAGGCGCGAUCGGCAUCUUCCAGGAGGGAGGUUCGCACGACCGUACCGACUUCCUUCCCCUCAAGGCUGGCUUCUCGAUUAUGGCUCUUGGAGCGAUGGCUGCGAACCCCGACCUCGAUGUUAAGCUCGUUCCCGUCGGUCUCUCCUACUUCCACGCCCACAAGUUCCGCUCUCGUGCCGUCGUGGAGUUUGGAGAGGCCAUCUCUGUUGACCCCAAGCUCGUCGAGAUGUACAAGGAGGGUGGUGCCAAGAAGCGUGAAGCUUGUGGCAAGCUCCUUGAGCAGGUCCACGACGCUCUCCGUGCUGUUACUCUCCGUGCCCCCGACUGGGAGACUCUCCAGGCCGCUCGUCGUCUUUACCGUGUUCCCGGCCAGCAGAUGAGCAUUGGUCAGGUCGUUCAGCUCAGCAAGUACUUCAUGGAGGGCUACCUUCGCUUCCAGGACGAGCCCAAGAUCAUCGAGCUUCGCAAGCGCAUGCGCAAGUACAACCGUCUGCUGCGUGACAUGGGUAUCGCCGAUCACCAGGUCGAGCGCGCGUCGAACCGCAGCGUGCAGUCGCUCGUCCUUCUGAUCUACCGCCUCGGCCUGCUCAUCUGGUGGAGUACGCUCGCCCUGCCUGGUUUCAUCCUCCACGUCCCCGUCUUCAUCCUCGCCAAGUACAUCAGUCACGUCAAGGCCAAGGAGGCGCUCAAGGCGUCAACUGUAAAGGUCCAGGCCCGCGAUGUGCUCGCUACCUGGAAGGUUCUCGUCUCGCUUGCCGUCGUCCCCAUGGUGUACCUCGUCUGGACGAUUGUCGGUACCACCUGGUGCUACCGUCACGACGCCCUGCCGCACCUGCGCCGCUGGAUUCCUCUGAUCGUGUUCCUCUCCGGCCCCGGUCUCGGCUACGCGUCGCUCAAGUUUGGUGAGGCCGGCAUGGAUGUGUUCAAGUCUCUGCGCCCCCUGUUCCUCUCCCUGUGGCCGGGCAACCAGCACGAGGUGAAGAAGCUGCGCAAGAUGCGCGAGGAGCUGUCGAACGAGAUCUCAGAGCUCGUGGACGAGUUCGGUCCCAAGAUGUUUGACAAUUUCGACAAGACGCGCAUGCUCCCCUCAGCCUCGACGAAGAAGAACCAGCACGUCGAGCCCUCGAUGCUCUCGCACCCGAUCAACUGGCUCGACGAGCGCAUCUUCGGCUGGCGCCGGAAUGGCUCGGCGGCCGAGGCCUGGGCCGACGGCACGCACGACCAGAACCGUUCUCCCCGCAGUGUCCCCAGCACGGCCCCGGGCAGCCAGCACGAGUCGGACCUCGAGGACGCCGAGGAUGUGGACUAUGACGACAUUCUGGCCGUCAUCGACCACCGGGGCGGAAAGAGCCCGCGCCGCCGCACGCGCGCCGGCCGCUCGUACUCGGACUUGCGCACGCAGCCGCUCUCCCCCCUCGCGACGGAUGGGCGCGCGACCCCGUCGUCGCCCUCGCCCAGCUCGCCCCUCCUCACCGUCCCCGGAGAGGAGGACGGACUGCACCACCGCCGCGCGUACCGCGCCAACAUUGACGCGCACGGCGAGCCCAUUCGUCCCGACACGCCAGACUCGAACGGCAACGGCGUCGCGGGUAUCGCGGGUAUCACGGGCCAGGGCGCGCUCGGCUUUGACAAGGGCGAGUAA
Messenger RNA from Trichosporon asahii var. asahii CBS 2479, 2256 nucleotides. RefSeq names its product glycerol-3-phosphate O-acyltransferase. Gene Ontology annotation, molecular function: glycerone-phosphate O-acyltransferase activity; glycerol-3-phosphate O-acyltransferase activity. Gene Ontology annotation, cellular component: endoplasmic reticulum membrane. NCBI's taxonomy places the organism in Eukaryota, Fungi, Basidiomycota, Tremellomycetes, Trichosporonales, Trichosporonaceae. Gene Ontology annotation, biological process: phospholipid biosynthetic process. The record is from RefSeq and is a predicted model, not a curated record. Bases 1 to 2256 code for a protein of 751 amino acids. The transcript is spliced from 7 exons.